This is a messenger RNA of Asterias rubens (European starfish), 2052 nucleotides long. Its product is annotated as transcription intermediary factor 1-alpha-like. The transcript is spliced from 4 exons. The record is from RefSeq and is a predicted model, not a curated record. Lineage: Eukaryota; Metazoa; Echinodermata; Asteroidea; Forcipulatida; Asteriidae. Gene Ontology annotation, molecular function: zinc ion binding. The coding region runs from base 1 to 2052 and encodes 683 amino acids.
AUGGCAAACGGUGGUGAGCUGUACCUUCCAAGGCCUUGGCAUCUCUCUCAAAAUCGAGAGGGUGCUCAGUGGUUCGUAGAUGCUUUGGAAGGUAAAAUGGCGAGUGCAUCUGCAGUACUCAAGGAAAUUGGUAAAGACUUUUUGGAAUGUGGUAUCUGUUUUGAACGGUACACACAUCCCAAAAUCCUCAGUUGCGUACACAGCUUCUGUGAAAAAUGUUUGGUUCAAUACUAUGGCAACGAUGUUGUAAAACCUUGUCCAUUGUGUCGGCAAAAGAUACGACUACCAGUGCCAGGGGGCAUCAGUGGCCUCAAGACCAAUGGGUUCAUAAUAACAUUGAGGGAAAAAGUCGAGCUCCAGGAGAAGGUUGCCAAACUAUCAGACAAAGCACGACGCACAUGUGAAUUAUGUACUGAGAACGAGGUUACACAUCAUUGUUUAAACUGCUCUCAGAAUAUCUGCCAGGGCUGCAUGAACAUUCACAGGCGAAGCAAAGUUUCAGCUGAUCACACAGUCGGAACCUUGGAAGAUGUUCGCAAGGGAAAGGUUACCCUACCAGAGGUACAAAAGGAGUAUACAUGCAACACGCACAAGGGUGAGAUCAAUCGAUUUUACUGUGAGACGUGUCAUGUCUUGAUUUGUCACGUCUGCACUGUUGUAAACCAUUGCAAACCCGAGCAUCGGUACAUUGAUUGCGCAUCAGCUUCUUCCAAAUAUAAGAGGGGUUUUAAAGAACUAUUUCCCACAAUUACCAAUGAAAUCAAACAUGUUAAAGAAUGUUUAGAUCUUGCAUGCAAAGCUCAGCAACAAUUUGAAAGGAAAGUUUCACAAACAGUGCAAGAGGUGAAGAAGGGAGCAGAUUUGGCGAGGGACAAAGUGAAAGCCGAAGAAGACCGAAUUCUGCGAGAGAUCCGGGUCCUAAAGGAGGAUCGCAGCACAGCAUUUGACGAACAAAUAAAAACAAUGCAAUCUUUGCUUCAGAGGAAGCAAGAUACGCUGACCAUCGCAAGAGAUGUCACAAACAAAGGCUCAGAUAGUGACUUUCUGUCUUUAUUUCCAAUCAUCGACCAAGAUUUGACUUUCUUAAAAAGUAAUAAAGUCCCACCUCAGAUUGACGCAAGUUUUCACUAUCAGCGCCUCGAUCAGACUGGUUCUAUUAUACUAGGCAACCUGGAGAUCGGAACUAAGUGGGAGCCGCGUCGUGAACUCAGGCGUCAUAGGACGUGGACGAGGAAGAGGAUGGAGUCUUUUUGUGAUAUAGCAUCUCUGCCAGGUGACAGACUUGCAGUAACUACCGCCAUCACCCGACGUUCACGUGAUGGAAAAUUGGCUAUCUGCAGAACUGAUGGUAAACUUGAGAAAACUAUUCCAAUGAAGGGAAUUGGUCAAAAUGGCAUAGCAUCUUUUCGCAAUGGCUUAAUGGUGGCUGAUUAUCAGAGUGGAUGUGUCCAGAUCUACAAUGAGGAUUUCACAACAACCUCUCAGCUUCAUCCAUUCCUUGAUGGAAAGAUAGACGAAACGAGUAGGAAAAAAGGAUAUCUUGAUUUUCUCAAUGGAUACACGUGCAUUUGUAUGAAGAAAGACGGUACUAUUCUGGUAGGACAUUCCACAGAGAACGCGAUAACCUUAAUACACCGUCCUGCUGGUGAGCUAAUACACACUACACGUAUAUCACUGCCGAAGUCACCGCGGUUCUUGGCCACUGACUGCAAUGACAGAAUAGUUGUCAGUACUGGCAACCAAGUUAUUGUUAUCGAUGACCAAGGUGCUACCCUUGUCACCAUCAAACCCACCAUGAAUGGUCAGCCUGUGGACUACUGCAGGGGCGUAUGCUGCGACGGCUCCGCUAUCUACGUGGCAGUUACCAACCUUGACCCUGGUUCUGGUCAUAUCCAUCGUUAUGAUAGUGAUGGGAAGUUCAUCUCCUGUAUUUUUCAAGGUCUGCGUCGACCAAGGGGAAUCACAUUCACGGAAGAUGGGCAACACCUAGCAGUAGUAGACGAUGCAAAAGUACAACUUUACCAUAGGGUAUCAGUCAACUACGUUACCUAA